Messenger RNA from Morone saxatilis (striped sea-bass), 3237 nucleotides. RefSeq names its product F-box protein 38 (gene fbxo38). Lineage: Eukaryota; Metazoa; Chordata; Actinopteri; Moronidae. Gene Ontology annotation, biological process: protein K48-linked ubiquitination; SCF-dependent proteasomal ubiquitin-dependent protein catabolic process. The record is from RefSeq and is a predicted model, not a curated record. The transcript has 16 exons. Gene Ontology annotation, cellular component: nucleus; cytoplasm. Gene Ontology annotation, molecular function: protein binding. Bases 271 to 3222 code for a protein of 983 amino acids.
CCCUCUGCUCUGGGCUCAACAAGUCCAUAUUAAGAAGAAAGACCUGCUCUCUUUCUCUCUCACACUCACUCACAAACACAGCUUAGAAAGUCCCACAGUAGGUCAUGUCUCGAGGUCUGUCCUCAGGAAGUGUUGCCCCAACUAAACUAAACCAACAAACAAACCUGCCCUCUCCCAGCCUAACUCUGUGUGUGUGUGUGUGUGUGUGUGUGUGUGUGUCUGUGUGUGUGUGUGUGUGUGUGUGUGAGCCUGACCAGUGACACACAAGUGAUGGGUCCUAGGAGGAAGGCCUCUAAACUCCAGCCUGUAGGGGGCAGCGGUGAAGGGGAACUUGUCCUGAGACCCAGUGAGCCCAAAGAUUACAUCAAUGAGCUGUCCCAUGAAGUCCUCUGUCAUAUAUUCAGGUACCUUCCCAUGAAGGACAUCAUGUGUAUGGAGUGUCUGUCCAGAAAGCUUCGAGAAGCUGUCACUCUGUACCUGCGAGUGGUAAAGGUAGUGGACCUGUGUGCCGGUCGCUGGUGGGAGUAUAUGCCUUCAGGCUUUACCGACAGCAGCUUUCUGCUCCUUUUGAAGAAGAUGCCAGAUCUGGAGCAGCUAUAUGGCCUCCACCCUCGAUACCUGGAGAGGAGACGAGUCCGAGGCUACGAGGCUUUCAGUAUACCUGGAGUUCUGGAGGCACUACAAGCCUGUCCCAAUCUGCUGGGUGUGGAGACAUCCCAUCUGGAGCUGGUGGAAGCCAUAUGGAACUACAUGCCUCAGGUUCACAUACUGGGAAAGUUCCGCAACCGUAAUGGGGCUUUUCCCAUUCCCGCAGAGAACAAACUGACCAUCCCCAUAACUGCAAAGAUCCAGACCCUACAUCUAGUGGGUGUGAAUGUCCCAGAGAUCCCCUGUGUGUCCAUGCUGCGGCACCUUUACCUAAAGUGGGUCCGUCUCACCAAACCACAGCCAUUUAAGGACUUCCUGUGUGUGAGCCUGAGAACCUUUGUUAUGCGGAACUGCGCAGGGCCAACAAAUUCCCUCAAAUAUGUUCCCCUGGUUACUGGUUUAGCAUCAGCCCGGAACCUGGAGCAGCUGGAGCUGGUUAGAGUCCCCUUCCUGGGAGGACUGAUCCAACAUGUGGUGGAGGACAGCUGGAGGUCAGGAGGAUUUCGGAACCUCCACACCAUUGUGUUUGGAGCCUGUAAGAAUGCUCUGGAAGUGGACUUGGGCUACCUCAUCAUCACUGCUGCUCGCAGGCUUCAUGAGCUGCGUAUCCAGCCUUCACUGACUAAAGAUGGUGUCUUCUCAGCUCUCAAAAUGGCUGAACUAGAGUUUCCUCAGUUUGAGACACUUCAUCUGGGAUACGUGGAUGAGUUCCUGCUACAAUGUAAGAUGAGUCAUUCGGAGCUGGUGAAGUACGGUCUGGCAGAUGUCAUUGAGAAUCCAGGCAUCAUCACUGAUAUUGGCAUCAGGGUGGUGAAUGAGGUGUUCACCAAUAUUAAAUACCUCCUCAUCUACAACUGUCCUCACCUACAUAACCCGCACCAGUGGAUCACAGAUCAGUCAAGAUGGGGCCGCCUGGUUGAUCUCACUCUGGUUCGCUGUCAUGCUAUCAAACUGGAAUCCUUCUCCCAGUUCAUAGAGUUACUGCCCAGUCUGGAGUUUAUCUGUCUGGACCAGAUGUUUAGAGAACCACCCAAGGGCUGUGCCAGGGUGGGCCUGAGUGCAGGAACUGGUAUUGGUGUGUCCUCGGCACUGGUCAGCAACCAGAACUCCAACAAUGACAAUGACAACAACAACAACAACAACAACAACCACCACCACCACCACCACCACCACCACCACAAUAAUGAGGCAAACUUGCCUCCUGCCCCUCCACCUGUCGUCAACAACAACAACAACAACAACAACAACAACAACCAAAGGCAGCAGCAGCACAAUGCAGCAGUGGAGAUAAAUGGGAUGGAGGAUGAGGAGGAAGAGGAGGAGGAGGAGGAUGAGGUUAUGUUGGAGGAGGAGAAAAUGGAAGCUGAGCCUCAGAUAGAGUUGAAAGGAGCUGAAGAGGAGGUGAGAGUGGAGGAAGCUGACAUAUCUCCAGGGCCCAAUCGUCCAACUGGAACAACACAACCUCCUGAUGAGGAGCAAGCAGGUCCCAGUGGUUUAGUCCAGCAGUGCAGAUCAGCUGGUGUCCCUGUUCCCAAGCCCCCACUGGUCAUCUCUGAUUCGGACAGUGAGGAAGAAGAAGGCCUUGUUUCAAGGCUAAUGCCAGCUUCCUGUUUGCAGCAGCCAGCUUCCUGUUUGCAGCAGCCAGCUUCCUGUACAGAAGGUGUCAGCACAACACAGAACACACCCAGCUGUCACAAAAGUAAAGGAAAGACUCCUCUCCGCCGGAGCAACAAUGUGGCUGUAUCAGUGGCAGCCUCAGUAGACCAGACAAAGGCUCAGGUGUUAGAGAGCAGCUGUGAGAAGAGCUGUCAGGUGACCAGUGAACAGAUCAAGGCAGACAUGAAGGCUGCUGCUGAGAACAGUAAGAGAACUAGCAACAAAGGAGUUACUACUGAGGCUGGAGAGACCAGUACAAGGCCUGGGGCUGAGGGUGGGCCAGUACGGGGCACUGGGAGUGCUGGGGCAGCAGCAAGGACUGGAGUCAGGCCAGUGACUGGAUCAGUGAGCAGGGUUGGACCUGGAGUAGCCACAUCCAGGCAGGUGGAUGGAUGUGGGAGGGUGGUAGCGGGAACCACCUACAGAGCAACCACAACCAAUGACAGAGCUGCAAGAACUGGCAGGACUAUUGAUGGCACAGAGGGCCCCUCUAGAGUGCAGACUGGGGACAGUUGUCCAAGGGAGUCUGGGGUGAGGCCGAGCUCUGGCAUUGCAGAUGCGGACAGUUUGGGGCCCAGAGAUGCUUCCAGGAGACCAGCACUGCUGGCUGGACAAGGAGAGAGACAACCUGUCCCUGCUGGAUCUACCUCUGCUGCUGGUUCAGUUUCACAGCAGGGUCAGGCCAGAGACGAGGACUUUGUUCCUAGACGACCUUUGACCCGUUCCUGUACCCGUAUGUCCUCUGUGUCCCUGAUACCUGAGACAGAUCUUUCUAGAGCCAGGCCACGAGUGGCAGUGAGGAGAAAACGAAUGGCUGACAAAUCAACCAGCACUUCAGACCCGGUCACUGAGGACGAUCACAUACAGGUACACACACACAAUCCAAAUUGUUUUCAGAGUGACAUUAUAGUCUUAUAGCCACUGUUUAUCAUU